GCGAUCGCUGGUGCACUGUGUCCCUGGGACACAGUGGAUCACCGGAACUGUCACGCUGACAGCUCGAGAGGAGAGCCGGUAAUCGGCAUUCCUCAGAGGGGACAUGUACACUGAUAAUCAGGGCACUGAUGAUCAGUGUGCCCUGAUGAUCAGUGUAGCCCCAGCAGUUCCACCUGUCAGUGUCCAUCAAUGCCACAUAUCAGUGCCUACCAGUGCACAUCAAUGCCACAUAUCAUUGCCCAUCUGAGCUGUCUUUCAGUGCCACCUAUCAAUGCCAGUCAGUGCUGCCAAUCAGUGCCGCCUAUCAGUGCCCAUCAGUGAUGCCUGUCAAUGCCCAUCAUUGC
This is a messenger RNA of Staurois parvus, 344 nucleotides long. The record is from the annotation of a GenBank genome assembly. Lineage: Eukaryota; Metazoa; Chordata; Amphibia; Anura; Ranidae.